Penicillium concentricum is the source of this 1014-nucleotide messenger RNA. RefSeq names its product AMMECR1 domain-containing protein. The transcript has 2 exons. The record is from RefSeq and is a predicted model, not a curated record. Bases 1 to 1014 code for a protein of 337 amino acids. Lineage: Eukaryota; Fungi; Ascomycota; Eurotiomycetes; Eurotiales; Aspergillaceae.
AUGGCGAAUACCGCUCAAUGCUACUAUUGCUUUGAGUCUCUCCUAGCAUCAUUCGAGAACCGCGAGCCCACCACUCUGGCAGCCGUAGAGGCCCUAUGGGAACAGCACGAGCAAACUAAGAAGUUGUCAAGUCUUAAAGAGCAAACUGAAGAUGAAGAAGAAGAAUAUGCAGCCCGACAGUCCGUAAAUGAGCAGGACGAAUAUGACGAUAGCAACCAAUCGCCCCAGUCGAGUAAUCAACCCAAGCAGCUGCAACUCCGCAGCGUCAGUCGUCUUCAGAGCCAAUUUUCCGCCUCUUCCAGUGCAGCCACACCUUCAUCAUCCGCAUCCACACCUUCUGCCAACUCGCUACAGUCGAGCUCAACCAAUAUCACCACGCCGAGUGCCGCUUCCGAGAUCUCCCAGCCAAGAUCACCUGAUCAGCGAUAUCCCCUGUUCGUAACAUGGAAUACUGUGUCACGAAGCGGACACAAGUCUCUACGCGGGUGCAUAGGCACAUUCGAGGGGCAGGAACUAGCAGCGGGGUUGAAGUCCUACGCUUUGACCUCGGCCUUCGAUGACACCCGUUUUGCACCAAUUCCCAAAUCCCUCCUCCCCUCGCUAUCAUGCUCUCUCACCCUCCUUGGGUCCUUCGAGCCAUGUACAAAUGCCAUGGACUGGUCUCUGGAUACCCACGGCCUGCGGAUCUCCUUCAUCUACCGCGGCCGUCGCUAUGGCGCCACAUACCUCCCUGAUGUCGCUGUCGAGCAGGGCUGGACCAAAGAAGAGACUGUGGAGAGCUUGAUGCGCAAGGCAGGCUGGGAUGGUGGUGGUGGCAGUACUGCACGGAGACUGCUGCGCGGUGCAGCUGGUGGGAACUCUAGCGUCACUAAGCCUUGGGACCAGGUCUCUGAUUUCCGUACUGUCAGAUAUCAGGGCCUCAAGGCAAGCGCUAGUUAUGCGGAGUGGCAAGAAUGGCGAGAGUGGGUUCUCUCUUUAGAUGAUGGGGAGGAGAUACUGGCAGGUGCAGAUUGA